This is a messenger RNA of Letharia lupina, 2259 nucleotides long. RefSeq lists its product as uncharacterized. The transcript is spliced from 3 exons. The record is from RefSeq and is a predicted model, not a curated record. NCBI's taxonomy places the organism in Eukaryota, Fungi, Ascomycota, Lecanoromycetes, Lecanorales, Parmeliaceae. Bases 1 to 2259 code for a protein of 752 amino acids.
AUGCCCUCAGUCUACGAUACCUAUCUAUGCAGGGAGCCCGCCAAUGAUGUGCCUAUGUUGAUACGGAAUGGUCCCGAUGAAUACACAGCCCUUUUGAGGAUAUUACAAAGAUCAGCAGACUACUUCGCAGAAAAGGAUCACACCAGGACGGUUGAAAGGCUACAAUUGGAAAUUGCAAGGGUACACAUGCAGAACAAGCGGUGGGAUCGUGCAGCCCGAGUGCUCAUAUCGCUCUCGCAGACAUUGAGCUGGCGCCGAGCAGGCUGGUGGGUGUUGCUGGAAGAGAUGGACUGGGCCUUAAGAGACUGUGCACGCCGCAUUGGAGAUCUUCAGACACUGAUUGCUGUGGAAUGGGAGCUCAUGUGUAGCUACCUGACACCAAGACAGGAUUGGCAUUAUGACUUCUCUAAAGCAAUAGACGGCAUCAAGACUUCAAAUCCACGGCCUAAAUCUGUUAUACGAGCUGAGAGCACACUUUCGUGCAUCUCUGCAACGUUUGCAUUCGGUGUUACUGAAGGUAAUGUGGGUGUAUCGCUGCCCUCACAGCUAAUUGUUACUUCUCGCACACACAAGGAUUCGACUCCUAUCUUAGUUUCGCAAGUCAAGGUUGCGUUCGAAGGAGGUCUGAGGAGCUUCAACAUCCAGCAUGAGUUGACCGAAAAACCCGAGGCUAGCACGUCUGAUGGGCUGGCGCACCUUCAUCGCAUUUCCCUACAAAAGGCUUCUUCAGAUGCUACAUCAUUACCCUCAAGUCCGAAUUUCUCUCCGGGCUCCCAGCCACUGAUCAGAGUUGCUGAUCUAGAAAUUGCCCCUGGCGUCACGAAAGCCCUGUCGCUUGAUCAUGUACCGCGUGAUCCUGGAGACGUUGAGGUUGCAAGCAUCACUCUGUGCAUGUCUGUAGUUGACUUCGAUAUGGAGGUCGUCAUCACUGAACAGGAACAAAUUCAUCAAGAAACUCUCUGGGUUAAAAGUCCAUUAGGCUUGUUGCCAAAGAAAGCCAAGGUUGGACGCAGUAGCGUCGUGAAAAUCUUGCCCAAGCCGCCUAAAAUGCAGAUUCAAGCCCUCGGCCUGUCACCGAAUUACUUCACUGACGAGGACAUCACUAUAGAGAUAGAAGCUACGAACGAAGAGGAAGAAGAAACCAAUGUUAGCAUUGACGCCCGACUUCUAGCACCUUCAGGGAUAUUACCGACGCUGAGAUGGGCUUUGGAUGAAGGAGAGGACUCCAGAGAGGUCGCCCCAGAGGAUCCGCCGGAUCCCAGCAGUAUUGACUCUUCUUCGAAAAGCAUCGGCAAUCUAGCUCCCAUGGCGAAUCGAAGACAUACACUCUGCAUUCAAGGGUCACCAGUUGCGGCGGACUAUAUUCUGGAAGUCAAAGCGCGUUAUCACGUUCUUUCCGACCCAGAAACACCGAUCAUCAAAAGUUUCUCAACUAAAAUCGGAGUCGUGACGCCAUUCAAGGCAAAUCAUAGUUUCCUGCCUAGGAUUCAUUGUGAACCGUGGCCGAGUUACUUCAACGCUGACGGCCUUGAUGAGAACUCCAAGAAUGAUGCGGGCGAGAUGGAGGUCGCGAAGGGACUGACUCAAGAAUGGUCUUUGACUUCGAGAAUUGCGUCUUUGGCUAAUGUUUCUUUAAUGAUCCAGAGUGUUGAACCACAAGUAGUCGAGAUCCACGAAGGAGCCAUUUGUAGUAUCUCUUCGGCUUCUGGGGAUACUGUUGCAGCGUCCAUGAUCUCGCCCAAUGAUUUUCAGGCGCACGAUUUUGUCAUCCUUGCGCAAAAAUUAGACCUGGAAGACCGUCGAUCUACCUUCCUCGAUCUACGAUUGGAAAUCAAGUGGCAUCGAGACGGCUUCCAGGGCCCUCCAGUAGUCACCCACCUUUCUGUGCCAGAACUGGUCAUACCGUUUGGCGAGCCUCGAGUGCUAGCAUCCGCGCGGAGUGGGAACGUCCCACCAGGAGCGAUAAAUCUCGAUUAUGUCAUAGAAAACCCUUCGAUGUACGCGCUCCCAUUCCAAUUGACCAUGGAUAUCAGCGAGGAGUUUGCAUUCAGUGGGCCCAAAAAUGUCACCUUACAAUUGGUGCCGCUCAGCCGGCAUAAUAUUCGAUACGUUAUCUUGCCGCACGUGAAGGGGUUGUGGAUUAGCCCUCAGUUCAGAGUCUUUGACACUCAUUUCCAGAAGAGCUUGAAGGUCAACGCCACUGAAGGAAUGAGAAGUGACAAAAAGGGAGUGUCGAUUUGGGUGGAUGCCGAUAGCUGA